ACAUUUGUAAAAAUAAUUUUAAGAAAUUGCCGCACCCUUCAAUUUUAAUAAGUUAAUUUUGACUAAUAAUUUCUAAUAUACAUAGGUAUAAAAUAUACUGAACGUGUCGUUUUUUUCUAUAAAAACGAAUAAUUUUUCUUUUCUAUGGUUAGGUAUACGAAUUAUAAACACCUGGUUACAUAUAUUAGUUACAUUGUAAUCCAAGUAGUUUUGGUCUUUUCGCUAUUGUAUUUUAAUUUAUAAACACAUAACAUUUCUAAAAUUUAAUUGGAAAAAUAAUUUGUAUUUUUAAUGGAAUAUAUAAUGAAAAUUUCAUAAACUUUUAAGUUGACAGUUCCUACUGUCAGCUUUCAAAUUAUCGAUGAUGUUCGAUCCCAAUACCAUAACAACUCAACAAUCCCAAAUACAGUAUCAGCAACCGCAGCAGAAUGACAAGGAUAAAGAGCAAGGACAGAAGGACACGUUUGCACCAUUUUGUUACGCUAAUGUCAACAUGAUCCAUAAAAUUGCUCCCAAUACUACCCAAACCCAUAAUUCUACAGUUAACAUGUCUCAAUUAACAGAUGACAAGUGUUAUAUAACUCAACCAUUCAGUUAUAAUUAUACGCUCGUUAAUCAAAAUUUAUUAACUCAGAAUAUUACAUUUAAAUGUGAUGUGUGCGGUUUGAUGUUUGCUCAUCUUUCGUUGCUUAAUCAUCACAAGAAAGUUCAUCAUGGACAAAGUGACCAAAAUCAAGGGCAGCAGCAGCAGAUUACAGUCCAGGUUCAGCAACCACCACAGCAGCCAACUCAGAUUCAAAUAGUAUCAGCAGAUCGUAUAAGGUUUUCCUGCGAAGAAUGUGGUCUAACUUUCAACACACAACAUGACCUAAAAACACAUAAAAUUCAAUCACAUCAAUCACAAAAUCAGCAACAGCAGGUCCAAACUCAACCUCAACAGAAUACUCUAAAAAUUAAAAAUUGCGAAUCGUGUGGGGCGCCUCUUCCUCAAGAUAACAAUAAAAAGAGGGCCGUUAUGAAGGUUAAAUGUGAAAAUUGUCUUAGCGCCGAGGCAAUACAGCCACAAAUAUUCGUCGUAGCUGCAGCGCCUGAUGCGACUGUAAAGUAUGAAGAAACUACAGGGACACAAACACAGACACAAGCUCUUGGUACGCAAAAUACAAUACCAAUAGGAAUAAAAAAUAACCACCCGGUUAAAAGAAGGGGAGUAGCGAGCGUUACCAAAUGUACUAAAUGUAACGGUAGUGGGAUCAUCUUCAUUGGGGGCUCAAAAAAUCAACAAAAUAAUGUAGACAAGCCUUUCCAUUGUAAUAUUUGUAAUGGUUCAUUUAGCAGAUAUUCUUCUCUAUGGUCCCACAAACGUUUACACACGGGCGAAAAGAAUUUCAAAUGUAAUAUUUGUGGUUUAGCUUUUGCGAAAGCAGCAUAUCUUAAAAAUCAUUCAAGGAUACAUACAGGAGAAAAACCUUACAGAUGUAAUGUAUGCGGGAUGCAAUUUUCUCAAUCUCCUCAUCUUAAAAAUCACGAGAGGAUACACUCGGGAGAGAGACCGUAUAUCUGCGAAGUAUGUGACAAAUCCUUUGCUAGACAUUCUACACUUUGGAACCAUAGGCGGAUACACACUGGAGAAAAACCUUAUAGAUGUGAUAUUUGUGGUUCUUGCUUCAACCAAGCGACACACUUGAAGAACCAUGCCAAAGUCCAUUCAGGAGAAAAACCUUUCAAAUGCGAUAUUUGCUCUGUUGGAUUUUCAGAUAGAUUCGCUCUAAAACGACACCGAAAUAUCCACGAAAAAUAUGGCAGAACGAAACCUCAAAUUUCGUCAUCGAACAGUAACGACGCUCAAAAUAAUACUUCCUCCGAUUCGUUAACUUCCGCGGCGAACUUAGCGAAUGUAGUACAAGAAGCCGACCAUGAAGAAAUCGUUGAAACCAAAUAUGAACAAAAGUUCGAAAAUGUCGAAGGUAGCGACAUGGAAGAAGAUAUGACAGAUAUAUCGGAAUUGCAAGUUCAAUUGCAAUAAAAAGCAUUAGACUUACGUGUAAUCAAAUAUCAGAUUUUAUUUUUUUUAUAGAGAAAAGUGACUUGUGUUUAAAAUAAAACGUUUUUGAAUUGCUAAAUCGUUCAUCACAUCGUAGCAAAAUUAAUUAUAUAAUAAUUCCAAGAUGAAGCUAAAAACUUAAUUAGUGAUUUUGAAUUUAAUUAAUCUACAAAUUUCAUUUGAUGGGUUAUUUAUAACUAGAUAUAUCUUAAAGGAACAAAUAAAAUAUUCGGCGAGUGAAUAAUAUUAUGUAACAAAUUAAAAUGAAAUUGGUUUAUGUUAGAAAGGUGCAAACAAUUGCUUUGACAGUAAAUACAGUUUCUAAAA
This is a messenger RNA of Diorhabda carinulata, 2368 nucleotides long. Its product is annotated as zinc finger protein 492-like. The transcript is spliced from 9 exons. Gene Ontology annotation, cellular component: nucleus. Lineage: Eukaryota; Metazoa; Arthropoda; Insecta; Coleoptera; Chrysomelidae. Bases 362 to 2023 code for a protein of 553 amino acids. The record is from RefSeq and is a predicted model, not a curated record.